CGUGCGUACGGAUACAUGGCCAAAACUUCAACUGGUUCUGAAAGGUUUUGUAUCCAGAUCGAAGAGCAAGCUCGUGCUACAGCAGCCACCCAGGAGCGAAACUCUCAGCUUAGCCAGCAGGUCAACGAAUUAGAAGAUCAACUACAAGCUGAACGUGCAAACACACAAGAGAGGAUUAACUUGGAGCAUGCUGAGAGAGAACAACUUGAGGAGAGGUUAAAAGAAGAGUGUGCUGAAAGGGAAAGAUUGUUGCAAGAGGAGCGAACAUCAAGACUGGAAUUUGAAAGAAACAUGAUGGCAAAGUUUGUAGAAUUGAGCCAACAGAUGGGAACCCAACAGGUGCCUACGAAGAGGGUUGACAAAGAAAAUAGUAAUCCAAACCUGCAAAAUAUUUUUUACAGAGAUCUAGUCCUAAUAAGACUCCAGGUUCAAGGCCAACUGCUAUUUCUUCAAAUGCGCUCAUACAAGCUGCAGCAAGGCAUUCUCGAAUGUUUAAAGCAAUGGAUCCAAAGAACUAGCUGGAUUGGACUCUAGAUCACGGGCAGUUUAGCCUUCAAAGUAAAUUAGGGUGGCUAAAUUACAUUUGAGUUUCUUUUGAUGGAUAUUUGCUAUGAGAAUUAUGAAUUUUAUGAAUCUGCAUAUUAUACAUAUGGUUUUGAAUAUUGUAAUCGAAAGCCUGUAUUUUUUUUACGGUUGCAAUAGACUAUUACCACAACCCACUUUCGGUUGCCACAUGCUAGCACCACUAAAAAUAUAGUGUUGUGUUAUAUCUCAUUCGCUACGCCUAUCUGUUUUGUUGCACUAGGAUGUUGCAACGGAGCACUUUAUAUUGUUGUAAUAGCUUGGCGCCACAAAAAAUUUCACGAUGCGAUAAUAGUUUGGCGCCACCAAAGUAAGUUUGUUCAAAUAGAGUAUCGCCACGGAAAGUAUAAAUUGUCGCAAUAAUUUCUCGCUACAAAGUUUUUACCUGUUGUGAUACCUAUUUAUCACCAUAAAAACAAGUACGUUGCAAUUUCCUGUUACGACGAUUCGAAUAUUUGUUGCCAUAAGUUAAUGCCACAAGCGCAGUGGGUCGUGGCAACAUGCCUAAUGCCACGAAAACAAGGAUUGUUGCCAUAGUUUAUUGCCACAAGUAUAGUGGAUCGUGGCAACAUGCCUAAUACCACGAAAACAAGGAUUGUUGCCAUAGUUUGUUGCCACAAUUGACUAUUGCCACGGAAGAGUAUUGCGCCACGAAAUGGUCGUCGUUGGCAUAGGUUGUUGCCACAAAUGUCUAUCGCUACGAGAUAUCAAUCUCCACAAUUCGUUACAUGUUGCAUUAAAGCUAUCUCCACAAAUCAAAUUGUGGCAUCAAGUGAGUGUUGCCACAGGAAAACAUGUGGCAACUUCCCGCAUGGUUGUUGCAAUAGCACACUUUAUUGCCACAAUUUCUUUUUCGUGGUAAUAACCUAUUACCAUGUGUCCAGUCGCAACGGCUGCCAACGAAUGUCAUUUCGUUGCAAUAGGUACUUAUCGCCACGAAACAACAUGUAUUGCAACAAACGAUUUUUUUGCAAUA
Molecule: messenger RNA, 1558 nt
Organism: Aegilops tauschii subsp. strangulata
Lineage: Eukaryota; Viridiplantae; Streptophyta; Magnoliopsida; Poales; Poaceae
Source: RefSeq, a predicted model, not a curated record